AUGUGUUAGACAGGCAAAGGAUAACCAGUGUAGAAAUAUAUUUUUGUUUUCUUGGAAGGAAACUGUUUUUGUUAGACAUUAUGUUGAGCAGGUUAGACCCGCUUGAAAAUAAGUUGUGAUCACGUUUAGGGUCCUUUUUAGUUUCUUAAGUUGCCUCACUUCAAUAUUAUGCAUAGUCAUUUGAGUUACAUGGUAUUUAUAGUUCAUUUAUUAUUUAGUCUUAUGCUUGUUUAAUUACGCUGUGAUUUGUCAAGCCGUACAGAAAUACGUUCUGCUGCAGGACAAUGCAUAAUAUAAUUGUACUUGGUUGAGUACACUAUAUGUGUGCUUGUCACUGACUAACGAAAGAUAGGUAAGACACUAACAGUUUAAGUAUACAUAAAUACAAACUACUGCAUUUUAAUUAGAAAUCCAUCAUUUCUCAAAUCGGAUACUGACACAAUUCUAUUCCACUGGUUUACUCUCCAGAAGUGUGUCAUUAUUUUACUCAAUAACAUUGUUUUAAGAAGGGACAUCAACAAAUAGCGUCACAGGUUAAAAAUUGCACAGUUAAUUAAAGACAGACUUUUAGAAAAGAAUGAGGAGAUCGACCGAUUUAAUUCAUGUCCAAAAUAAACUCAUAUAAAUAAUGUCUUUCACGGUAAGAAUAAUACAAUGUUAUCAUAAUAAAGGGGUGGUGAAUCAUUCCGUAAUGUAUUAUUUUGUAUUAAUGUUGCUGUAUUUAUUGUUUUGAUUAAUGCUAAUUUACGUCACUACAGUAUAUGUACACCGCUCCUAACAAUUUAUUUAUUUCCCACCUUGUUCGUUCGGCACUGUUAUUUCCGACAGCACCUAAAGGCAACAUCAGUCCCUACUGUUUACGAUAGCCAUUGGCUUUACCAAACAGAUUUGUCACCGUUGUGAUCAUAAAGGCAGCUAUCAAUCAACUCGUGGGCAGCGGAGGAUGGACGGAUGAUUGGAACCAAGCUAGCAAUGACUUUAAUACUUAGUAUUUUAUACGGAGGUCAUAUUAUCUAGCUAGAGUUAACCAGCAAGCUAACUUAGCACUGAUGGUCACUGCACCUUCUGAUCUGAACUUCGUUAUUAGCAAACAAUUUCCCUUUUAUUGAACCCAGUGUUAACCGUGUAAUCACGAGCUAUAGUUCAGUAGCUUGCUGCUCUGUGUUUGAGGAUGGACACGUUUGUAGUGCGGCUUCCCAAGAGGGAAACACCUGUGAAACCAAAAAGCACCGAAAAGGUUUACAAACAAGCAACUAUUGAAUCUUUGCGGAGGGUGGUUGUGAUUGAGGACAUCAUGCGCUACAAGUCCAUCCUGGAGCUGCCAGGACAGAGCGAGGACAACCUGCUGACCGCCUUGACGGAGCUGAGCAAGAAGAUCCCAUCCAGGGAGGUGCUCAAGUCCACGAAAAUAGGUCACAUGGUCAACAAAAUGCGGAAGCAUCUGGACCCUAAGGUGAGUUCAACGGCUGCAAAGGUUUACACUGACUGGAGGACAUUCAUUGAGGAGAAUUCCAAUAAGCCGGCUAUUGAAGUGCGCUCCGACAAAAAAUCUGAAGGAAUCCGGAGCAACGCAAGAAGACUAAUGUCUGAGACCCUGGAGGUCAAGGAGGAUUGUGUUCUUAUCGACAACAUUGAGAGAGAAGUGUUUCACCAGAGCUCCCGACUCGUCAGCAUUUCAUACAGACGAACUGUUCGAGCGCUGGUGUUUGCCUUCAGACACAACCCUGAUACUCGAACUCAAGUGAAGGACAACACCAUAUCAGUCAACCAGCUGGUUUCUAAAUACAAGAAAUAACUGGUAGACUUCUGGUUGUUUUAAUUUAAAUCUGUCAUGGUUCUCUUGAUCCAGACACAUUCCAUAUUUUAGAAAACGUUUUCUUUAUUUUCUGUAAAGGAGAUAUAAAAUAUGUGUUACACUUUGUGGCACAUUAGCAGCCUCACAAUUUAUUUAUACAUGCAUGGAUAAAGAAGUACUUUAUUGUUGGUGGUAAUGAUCAUGUCAUCCCUUUUGUACUGGAAUCAAUCAGUUUUUUGUUUGUUGAUGUGUUUUUAUACUGUUGGUGAACAUUUUUAUAUAAAAUAUGAUUGAAAAUAA
This is a messenger RNA of Pseudoliparis swirei, 2095 nucleotides long. It is a transcript of the gene tceanc2, whose product is annotated as transcription elongation factor A (SII) N-terminal and central domain containing 2. Gene Ontology annotation, cellular component: nucleus. Gene Ontology annotation, biological process: DNA-templated transcription. The record is from RefSeq and is a predicted model, not a curated record. The transcript is spliced from 4 exons. The coding region runs from base 1172 to 1795 and encodes 207 amino acids. NCBI's taxonomy places the organism in Eukaryota, Metazoa, Chordata, Actinopteri, Perciformes, Liparidae.